UACUGUGAAUUCAAGGUUAAGGAUCAAAAGGCACUUGAGGAGGGAAUUGGAGUGGAAGGGUAUUUAGACCUUAGACCUUGGGGGAAUUUCUUCCCAAUGCAAAUAUUAGCUUUGGAUAGGGACUUUCCUGAAGAUCAAAGCAGAAUACCAAAAGGUUAAAUAACCUCUCCAUGUUCUCUGUGAACCCAAUAUUUAUCAAUUUCUGUCAACUAAUGCUCUUUUGUUUGUAAAACCUCACAGACUAAAUGCAAACAUACAUUUACUAUUGCCUGCACUCUGGCCCUUAUUUGACUGGAAUGCUCUCCACCACAUUUAAGAUAACUCCCUGAUGCCACCUUGUGGAGAGUUAUGAAUGAGGAAAAGUCAUUUGGAAAAUUCAAAAUAACCCCUCAAACCUAAUCUUCUAAAUGGACAACUGGAGAGUUAUUACAGCAUGUCUACCUGCUACAACUGAGGCCAUAAAGCAAGUGUCCAAUAACUCACAGGCAACCCACUGCUAGAUGCACUGCAGCUCCAUCCCAUAUCAUGCAAGUCAGCUGCUGCUCACACCUUUGUUUUUCACAUCCAGUGUCCCUUUCUGUGCUGGAAAAUUCUUGUUUGGGCAGGCUUCACACGCAACCAAGGACCCAUGCCAGGCAAAUGCCAGGAUAAACACAUUCCUCCGCCAGACACAAAGGCAACAUUGAGGAACCCAGCUGCCCUCCAGCAAGGCACUGCUGGACUUGGAUGACUGAAUGAGCACAGCAGUCCUGUUGCCCUCAUGCUCCCCAAAGCAAACCCCUAAGCAGGAACUAAAUAUAAAUCCCAGCUGUCAUCCUUGAUACAUCAAGUGUAAGUAAAAACAGGCACAGAAGACCAGUAAACAUAUGGAGAUGGAGCCAUUUUGUGACUAUCUGCACCAAGCCUGCCUCUGAAUGCAAGCAGGGGCUCCCUUCUUGCCAUCCAUUUCAAGUGAUCACAUAAUUGCUCCUAGGCAGCAUCUAGGACCCGUACAUUUGCCUCAGACAAAAAGAAAGGGCAAAGGGGAGAGAUUUUCUGCUACACUUAAUCAGGCAAUACUCAAAUUCAAAGGAGGGAGGAAUGGGUCUUAAAAAACCAGAAACAAAUCUGUCUUUAAAAACCAAGCACUUCCCGCUAAGGAAAAACGGUGCGCCAAUGAGCUCAAGACAUCUACUGGUGUCCUGGUUCUCCAUGGAAAAGAGGGAACUGAGCAAACCCUUGGUCUUCAGUUCACAAUCACCCCUUUUCAGAGCUGAAAAGUUCACCUACCCCUUUUUAGCUCUCAAGCCAGAACAAGAACAAGAAGCAUCAACGACAAGGAUAUUCUGUACUCGCUGAGCUCUUUUAGGUCUUCCUCUCGACGCUGCUUUUCUAUCAGCGUUUGCUGCCGUGAAACCUCAUCGAGGAACUUGGUCUCGUCUUCGUCUAGGCCUCUGACCAUGUUUUCUGAAGAUGACAGGAGAACAGCCAUGGUUACUAUGACAAAUCUUUGACUAGGGAGCCACUGCUAUCUUGGUCCUCCAUUACCGCAUGGUCCCAUUCUGGAUUUGAUGGUUCUCAUUGUGCUUUAAGCAGCUAGGGAAAGCGAGGCCUGUAGGUCAAAUAUGGGUCCUGGGCCAUACUUUUACAACCUCUAAAGCCCUGCCCCAUCACUCCCAAUUUAAACAAAAAUUGGUGCAUGUGAGAAUGUGCAGAAAAAUACACUACCUAUAUGGCCUACUCAGAAUCCAUUUCAUUACUGCAGUGGGGAUGUGUGACUGUUUUGGGGAGCAAAAGACUCACAAAGGGAAAACAUAUUAAAAAUGGGCGUGCAGGUCCCAUGUGGGGUGUGAGUCAAACAUCCCAUAGCAAGGUUUAAAGUAAAACUCUACAGGAAUCUGAGAGAUGUAAUGGGACUAGAAACAUGGAGUGCUGAAUCUCUCUAUGGCAGGAUCCACAGAGGUGCUUCCUCCUAACACUUACUAAACUUGAACUGUUCUUCAAAUUCCUGCUGCUUCUUGUCUUUCUGCUCUUGGAGUCUUUCAUAGAGCGAUCGGGGGUCAUACACUUCCUCGGGACAUUCUGGGAGAUGGAGAAGAAACACAUUUUACAGACCUUCUCUUGGGUGACCAAUGUGUAUCUCCAGUGAUGAUGUCAGAAAGGAAACCAACCAUUCCCCGUCGGUUCCAGUUAUUACAAACUCACACGAUGCAAAGGCUGCAAUUUAGCACCCAAAAGAAAUUGCUUUUAAAACUGUCUAGAUGAUUGUCGUUGCUUUUGUGGUGUUCUAUGUGAGUAGAAGCCUUCUCCAAGGUGUACGGCAGACUCUUGAGCAGCACCUUCCCUGUUUGCUGCAAAUCUUGGGGGCUAGCACCAUGGGGAACUCCUGCGUUUGUCGAGAAGACAGUGGAGCGGAAGACAAUGUGGAAUCUAGGAGUCGCCAGACAGAGAACAGCAGGGUACCUGCACCUGAAACAAGGAGCCAUCCAAGGGACCCAGUCCGGCCACCCCGACGAGGACGGGGGCCACACGAACCACGAAGGAAGAAACAUAACGUGGAUGGAUUAGUACUUGACACACUGGCAGUAAUUCGGACACUUGUGGACAACGAUCAGGAACCUCCUUAUUCCAUGAUGACUUUGCAUGAAAUGGCUGAAACAGAUGAAGGCUGGCUGGAAGUUGUCCAAUCGUUAAUUAGAGUUAUUCCAUUAGAAGAUCCCCUGGGACCAGCUGUUAUAACGUUACUUUUGGAUGAGUGUCCUUUGCCAACAAAAGAUGCGUUGCAGAAACUGACGGAAAUAUUAAAUUUAAGCGGAGCUGUUGCUCGCCAAGACGCCUGUCAUCCUGCCAAACAUCGGAACACCACUGCAGUCCUGGGAUGUUUAGCAGAGAAGCUGGCAGGCCCUGCAAGUGUAGGCUUACUCAGUCAAGGAAUCUUGGAAUACUUACUGCAGAGCUUGGCGUUCCAGUCCCACCCAACAGUAAUGCUUUUUGCACUAAUAGCCCUGGAAAAGUUUGCACAAACAAGUGAAAAUAAAAUGACCAUUUCUGAGACGUGCAUCAGCGACCAACUUGUCUUGUUAGAGAAAUGGAUGGAUAAUCCAGACUACUUAAAACGCCAAGUCGGUUUCUGUGCUCAGUGGAGUUUAGAUAAUCUGUUUUUGAAAGAAGGAAGACAGUUUACGUAUGAGAAAGUUGACUUGACCCAUGUUAAUGCCAUGCUAAAUAGUAAUGAUGUCAGUGAAUACCUUAAGAUCUCACCACAUGGUUUGGAGGCCCGAUGCGACGCCUCGUCUUUUGAAAGCGUCCGGUGUACAUUCUGCGUGGAUUCUGGAGUUUGGUAUUACGAAGUCACAGUCAUUACGUCUGGAGUCAUGCAAAUAGGAUGGGCUACCAAAGACAGCAAAUUUCUCAACCAUGAAGGUUAUGGUAUUGGGGACGAUGAGUACUCCUGCGCAUACGACGGCUGCCGGCAGCUGAUCUGGUAUAAUGCCAGAAGUAAACCGCAUUCCCAUCCGUGCUGGAAGGAAGGUGACACAAUAGGAUUUUUACUAGACCUGCAGGACAAGAAAAUGAUUUUUUAUUUAAACGGGAACCAGCUUCCAGCUGAGAAGCAAGUCUUUUCUUCUGCUGUGUCUGGCUUCUUCGCUGCAGCUAGUUUCAUGUCGUAUCAACAGUGCGAGUUCAACUUUGGAGCAAAACCUUUCAAAUACCCCCCAUCAGCUAAAUUUAGCACCUUUAACAACUAUGCCUUCCUGACAGCAGAAGAGAAAAUCAUUUUACCAAGACACAGACGCCUGGCCUUGUUGAAGCAAGUGAGCAUCCGAGAAAACUGCUGCACCCUUUGCUGUGAUGAAAUAGCUGACACAGAACUCAGACCAUGUGGACACAGCGACCUGUGCAUGGAAUGUGCCUUGCAGCUAGAGACCUGCCCUCUGUGUCGGCAAGAAAUACAGACCCGGGUCAGACAGAUCGCUCACAUUUCAUGACACGCAGAGAACCCUUUUGAUCUCGCGGACUCGCUGCUCUUCCUUUCCGUUCGGCGCCCGAAGGAAGGAAAUGAAGGCAACUCAAGCCGAGCCCCAUGUUCGCCGGGAGCCCCAGCCGCGGGCCAUUUCCGCAACGGACGGCGCAUGGGAACAUGUCAAAUCACGCUGCUGCCUCAGAGCCGUGGAAUGUUUCUUUUAGCAGUAAUGAAAGUCGGUGGCGAAACUCGAGUUCCCUGUCGGUUUCUCUCCAGCCAAGAUUGCUAUAAAAACCCUUACAUUUCCUCCCCAUCUCUUUAAUUCCCCCUCUCUCUUUAUUUUUCCUCCUGUUCCUCCUACUUUUGCCUAUCAUGUACCGAAGGUUUUGCACUGGAAACAACGUACAGCUCACAAUAAUGUGUAUACCAGGGGCAUAUCUGACUCUCGAGGACAUUGUUUUAUUUUCUAGCGGUCGUCACGCAUCUUCAAAGCAAAGUACCAAUAUUUCUUGGUCGAUGUAGCUUCCUGCUGGUCAGAGACCCUUCUGUAUUGUUAUUAUUAUUAUUGUUGUUAUUAUUAUUUUGUUUGGGGGGGGGGACACAGUCGACAUGAAUAUGUUCAAAGGCUUGAAAAAUCUUACAUGAAGAAACUGAUUUGUAAAGACGGUAUGAAGACUAUAGAAGAACCCAAGCUUGGUUUUUUCGGUAACUCUGUGAUUCCAAAGAACAUGGAUUGUCGUUUUUCGUUCUUUGAUUCCUUCGAUUUCAGUCCCUGCGUUUUUGGUUGUAACUAAUUUCCAGGAGGAGGAAUCCGUAUAUAACUUGCAGUGCCAGACUGGAGAGUUAGUUUGAUAGCCUCAGUAUUUUUUAUGGUACCAUUGAUCAUUGUGCUUAAUUUUGUUUUUGUUUUUUUAAAUUUCGAUAUCUGUUCUUGCAAAUCCUGUACGUUUUUGGAAAUGUUGGAACUAUAUAGAUCUCAAGAUCUGGAAAGAAAAUGCGGAGCAAAUGUGUUAAACUGUUGUUUUGGAAGAAAAAAAAAUACAUGUUUGAAUAGCAAGUCA
Sceloporus undulatus (fence lizard) is the source of this 5004-nucleotide messenger RNA. It is a transcript of the gene RSPRY1, whose product is annotated as ring finger and SPRY domain containing 1. Gene Ontology annotation, cellular component: cytoplasm. The coding region runs from base 2241 to 3968 and encodes 575 amino acids. The transcript has 15 exons. The record is from RefSeq and is a predicted model, not a curated record. Gene Ontology annotation, molecular function: protein binding; ubiquitin-protein transferase activity. Lineage: Eukaryota; Metazoa; Chordata; Lepidosauria; Squamata; Phrynosomatidae.